Molecule: messenger RNA, 2954 nt
Organism: Sabethes cyaneus
Lineage: Eukaryota; Metazoa; Arthropoda; Insecta; Diptera; Culicidae
Product: fibulin-1
Exons: 16
Coding region: 112-2916 (934 amino acids)
Molecular function (GO): calcium ion binding
Source: RefSeq, a predicted model, not a curated record
UCAUCGGAGUCAGUUCGUGCUAGUGCCAAUAGUGUUUUAUAUGAAGUACAUUUGAAUUGUAUUUUAAAAAGUGGAUUUUUCAAAUUGGGAUUCAAAAAGCAAGCGAAUACUAUGAUGGGAUGGAAAGUUCCGGUUUUGAUACUCUUUUUCUGCUGUUUUGGAUUAGUGCGAUCUGAAGCAAUUGCCAUCGAGCAGAUUCUAUCGUUGUGCUGUCAAGAAGGCGAAGAAUGGGGAACACAGCAUAGGUUAUGCUCGAGUUUUAACAAAUCGCUCGAGUUAGUCCCAGGAGAGCUGCGAGGGUUGUGUCUAUCAACGAUCGAAAUCUGCUGCUCUAAGCAACACAAGAUUUAUCAGUGUACUGCCGGACAGAUUGCUGCUCGGCAGGGUCUGAGUUGCUCAUUGAAAGGCGAUCACUCUGGAUCUGAGUUUUACACGGACUGCUGUGAAGCCUGUAAAAUAGGACUUGUAGUGGGAUCUAGUGCUAGUAAGUGUUCGGUCGAACCAUUCGCCUUCGGAAGUCCUUGGGAUGAGGUAUACGAUGGCUGCUGUAAGGACAUAAAACAAGGCGAAGGUACAUUCAUUUUAAACGAAGAGGACGAAAACAAUUUAUGCGGUCGUUUUGACAAUCUUUGCUCACAAAUUUGCGAGAACACGGAAGCUGGUUCGUAUAUGUGCAAAUGCCAUCAAGGUUAUAUACUUCUGGAUGACAGAAAAACGUGCGUUCAAAUAACUUCGGAAGAUGAAAAUGAAAUUUCGACAGAAAAAAUUGUGUCGGAUUGUCGCCGAGGAUACGAGAAAGAUCAUCGGACAGGUGAAUGUGUGGACGUCGACGAAUGCGAAACAGGCGAAGCGGCCUGCGAUAUGGAGCGCCAGGUUUGUAUGAACACUGAAGGUGACUAUCGCUGUUUGGACAUACAAGACGUGAAAUGCGACGCCGGUUUCCGGUUUGAUCGCAAAAGUGGCAAAUGUGAAGACAUCAACGAGUGCGAAGACGAAGCGGCCUGUGACGAGGGCUUUCAAUGUGUUAACAUAAAAGGAUCCUACGACUGUAUAGCAGUGGUAAAAAACUAUCCACUAACACCGCCAAAGAAAAAGGUUGAAUCCUGUGCUCCGGGUUUCCGGCGGCACAACGACCAGUGCGUAGAUAUUGACGAAUGCGCUGCCGAUAAGAAUGCAUGUGACAGCAACCAAGUUUGUACAAAUGAAAUCGGAGGUUUCCGAUGUGAUUGUAAGAUUGGUUUUAUACUGGACCAAGUAACUAAUGCUUGCGUAGAUAUAAAUGAAUGCCAAAUUAAUGCUCAUGAAUGCUUGGAAAGUCAAAGAUGCGACAACACAAUUGGAUCUUACACGUGUAUCCGUUUGCAAAGCUGUGGCACCGGCUACACAUUAAAUGCUGAAAGCGGAAACUGCGAUGAUGAUGACGAAUGCGCCUUGGGACGUCAUAAUUGUGUGCAUCCGUACGAAUGUUUCAAUACGAAGGGAUCGUUCCGCUGCCGGCAAAGGUCAAGGUAUUCUCCAGCGAUUGAUGCUAGUAGCAAUAAUAUUCGCAGUAGCACUAGCACAAGUACUACUAGCACCACUACAACCACACCUCGUUCUGUCUAUUACACGCAAUCACCCAGGCCAGGAGGAUAUCCUCCGCAGUAUCAACGAUCGCAUCGUGAUGAAGAGUAUAAUCGCUACAUAGGUUCAUGUGGAAUAGGAUUCGAGCGUAACUCUCUUGGAGCUUGCGUUGAUAUUGAUGAAUGCACCCGGCCAAAUACUUGCCGGCAAAAUCAGCGAUGCGUUAAUAGUAAUGGAUCAUACAGGUGCUACGAUCUCUUAGUUUGUCCGAAUGGCUUCAUGGCUACUAACGAUGGAACUGAAUGUGUGGAUAUCGACGAGUGCGCUAAUGGCGAAGCGAAGUGCGGCCCAGACCAAGUCUGCAAGAAUAAACGAGGAGGAUACGUGUGCCUUUGUCCACCGGGACACAUCAUCGGUAGAAACCAACGGUGUGAGGAUAUAAACGAAUGUGAUUUACACAAAGGUAAGGUAUGCCCACAGAACUCAGACUGUGUCAACACGGUCGGAUCGUACCAGUGCGACUGUAAGGUUGGUUUCAAAAAGGAUCGACCCGAGGACCUUACUUGUACCGACGUUGACGAAUGUACAGAUAUUCCUGGCCUUUGCCACCAAAGAUGCAUCAACUAUUGGGGUUCGUACCGGUGUGGUUGUGACGCUGGAUACAAACUGGCUGUCAAUAAUCGAACUUGCGAAGAUGUUAACGAAUGCGAAGAAUACAAAUCAAAUAACCUUUGCGUUGGAUUCUGCGAAAACACACCCGGUUCAUAUGGAUGCCGAUGCCCGUCAGGGUAUACACUAGGCCAUGAUGCACGAAGUUGUAUCGAUAUUGACGAAUGCGAAACCAGAGAUGUUUGCAGUGGUCGGAAUGAAAUUUGUACUAAUAUCCGUGGUAGCUAUCGUUGCACGCGAAUCAACUGCCCGCACGAAUAUGAAAUCGAUCCCGACAGGAAAACUCGCUGCUUACGAACUAUAAAGUAUUGCAAUAGGGGAGAUUUAGAGUGCCUACGAAAACCGUCAUCCUACUCGUAUAAUUUUAUAACCCUAGUUUCGAAAAUGCCUGUACCACCUACUGGCCGGGCUCUGUUUAACUUGCGUGGUCCCGAUUGGUACGAGUCGAUUGAUUUCGAUCUGAAAGUGGUAUCAGUGGAUGCUCUGCCAUCUGUGCGCUCAGUCGAUCACCGAUAUUUUAGCUUGAACAAAAUGUCGAACGAAGUGCUCUUGAAUUUGGUCAAGAGUAUAGAAGGACCACAGGACAUUGAGCUCGAACUAAGCAUGGUAAUAUUCAAGGAUGGACAACCAUUCGGAUCCAACAUAGCUAGGCUAUUUCUAAUGGUUGCUGCCUAUGAAUUUUAGCACUGAUAUGUUUCAUUUAUUCUUUUCUUGUGUUUAUA